GAGCGGAAGAAACGACCGGAAGUUUACAAACAUUCACCGAGUUGGCUAAAGGCGAAGCUAACAUUUUUUAUUUUGUUUUGACCAAACGUUGAAAGGCAUCGGUUUAAACAAACAGGGGAACGAUGGUUUGUGAAAAGUGCGAGAAGAAGCUUGGUAAAGUCAUCACACCUGACACCUGGAAGGAUGGAGCACGGAAUACAACAGAGGGUGGUGGUCGAAAGCUAAAUGAAAACAAGAUCCUGACCUCUAAGAAAGCCAGGUUUGACCCCUACAGCAAGACAGGCUUUGCUACCUGCAGGAUCUGCAAGAGCUCAGUUCAUCAGUCCGGAUCACACUACUGUCAGGGCUGUGCAUACAAGAAAGGAAUCUGUGCAAUGUGUGGAAAGAAAGUUUUGGACACCAAGAACUACAAACAGACAUCUGUGUGACAGUGUGCCGAUCAGUGAACGAGUGAAUAACGGAUGUGAGGAUGAGACUGAUGGUGCAUGUUUGUCAUCUUGUCACAUUUUCAGUAUUUUUCCACAAUGUUUUGCCAUGGACAGCUAUCACUCUUUAUUCCUUCCCACCUGUGUGAAAGAGAGAUCUGGAGGUGGCUUUGCCCUCUUACUAUCAUAUAAUGCCACUGGAACUAUUACAGUGGCCAUAAACAGGGAAGCACCGUCGUCUCUUAACACGCCACCAGUUAUCACUUGUUAUGUUUUUUUUGUAUAUUUUAAAUUCAAUAUUGUUGCUUUUUAAGAAAUUUUGAUUUCUGUAUGUAAUAUAUCAAGAGUUGCGUUUUUGAGUGAAUUAAAGCAUUCUAUACAAGGACA
Messenger RNA from Morone saxatilis (striped sea-bass), 812 nucleotides. It is a transcript of the gene cript, whose product is annotated as cysteine-rich PDZ-binding protein. Gene Ontology annotation, cellular component: dendrite. The coding region runs from base 123 to 428 and encodes 101 amino acids. Gene Ontology annotation, biological process: cytoplasmic microtubule organization. The transcript has 5 exons. The record is from RefSeq and is a predicted model, not a curated record. Lineage: Eukaryota; Metazoa; Chordata; Actinopteri; Moronidae. Gene Ontology annotation, molecular function: PDZ domain binding; microtubule binding.